UUCAUCUCGACUGCCAUCAAGUUAAUCACCGACUGGGGAUUUGAUGGGAUCGAUGUUGACUGGGAAUACCCGGUCAACGCCCAAGAGGCCCGGAACUAUGUCCUGAUACUCAACGGUCUUCGGAAAGCUCUCGACAAGUAUUCACAGGACUACAAGCUAAACUAUCGCUUCCUGCUCACAGUUGCCUCGCCCGCGGGCUCAAGCCAUUACAACACUAUGGAUCUCAAAAAGAUGGACCCAUGGGUUGAUGCCUGGCACCUCAUGGCUUAUGACUACGCCGGCCCAUGGGAUUCUACCACUGGCCAUCAAGCGAACGUCUUUGCGUCCAGGAAGAGCCCCCUAGCAACAAAGCUGAGUACUGAUGCGACUCUUAAUGACUAUAUCGCUGCUGGAGUGUCUCCCAACAAGAUUCAUCUGGGUAUGCCUCUUUAUGGCCGUUCCUUCGCUAACACAGCUGGUCUGGGCAAACCUUACGAUGGCGUUGCCGGCUCUCCUGCCAACCUAGGGGUCUACCUUCUUAAAGACCUGCCUCGACCCGGAGCAGUGACUACCUACAACGCAGAUCUCAUGGCCAGCUACACAUAUGAUAGAAAGAAGCGGGAGCUUGUGACAAUGGACGAUCUCAAAUCAGCUCAAGCUAAAGCUGGCUAUAUCAACGAGCGGAAUCUCGGUGGAGCUUUCUAUUGGGAAGCCAGGGGUGACAGAUCUGGGUCUGCAAGUGUUGUUGCAGGAGUCAGUCGCACCCUUGGCACACUCGAGAGAAGCAACAAUCUUCUCAAAUACCCUACGAGUAUUUAUGAAAAUAUUCGGAACAAUAGGCCUUGAUAUGGCGUAAUGCGCUAGCCAUUUCCUUUGUACACAAACUUUGUACGGAUAUCUGGUAGGCUUGGAGUCUUGGUUCGGUUUUCAUUUGUCAACUUUGUCGUUAUGGGAUGUGACUGGGAUCUUGUCACUUGUAGACUAUAGAUAAAAAAGCC
Molecule: messenger RNA, 977 nt
Organism: Fusarium graminearum PH-1
Lineage: Eukaryota; Fungi; Ascomycota; Sordariomycetes; Hypocreales; Nectriaceae
Exons: 1
Coding region: 217-825 (202 amino acids)
Biological process (GO): carbohydrate metabolic process; chitin catabolic process
Cellular component (GO): extracellular region
Molecular function (GO): chitinase activity; chitin binding
Source: RefSeq, a predicted model, not a curated record